CGGUCGCAUCUCGUUCACGGCCGCUCCGCAAAACCUCGUCGCGGGUCUGGACUCCGGACCAUCCUCCGCCGCACCCGCACCCUACGCCGGCGAUCCGUGCCGCCGCCAAUGGCCGCCGCCGCAGCACUAAAACCCCUCCCGUUCCUCGCCACCGCCUCCAGCACUGCCGCCCUCACCACCCGGUCCCCACUUGCCCGCUUACGCACUCUGCGGUCCACCCCAACCUCCUGUUCCUGCGUCGGCCGCUGCGCUGCAGCUCCUGCUCUCGCGGUCACUCCUCGCUGCGGUGGUGCUUGCAGGGCUCAGUUCCCCCUUCGUUCUCUUCUCCCUCAUCGCGUGGCAGCCUCGCCCUCAGCGGCGGCAGCGGCGGAAGGCAUGUCUGACCCGGAGCUGAGGCUGGUGCUCGAGCUCGCCACCGACGAGGAGCUGAUGGAGUUCGAGGAGAUUCUCUAUGGCACCAGCUAUUUUAGUCCAUUGUUGAAAUCAAUUGCGAGAAGACCAAACUCAGAUUCUGCUGUUGUUUUGGAUGAUAUUGCGGAGAGAGAUCUUUUUAUCUCAAAAUUAGAGUCAAGGUUCCUGUAUCUUGCUGCAGAUGCCCACUCGAUUAUAAGGGGGUGGAGGCCAUCUUACAGAGAUGUCUUGCUUGGAGUAAGGAAAAAACUUGGUGUUCGUUGCUCUAGCAAAUUGUCUACAGCAGACCUUGAGGCAGAAAUAUUCCUUCAUCUUGUGAAUGAAUAUUCAAGCCAUCAGAAAGACCCAGUUUCAUUUCCAUGGGAUAAACAAAAGUCUCCAAACGAAAUCUCUAAUCUUGGAGUAAACAAGUGGAAGGUGCUUACUGAUACAGCUUGGAGGAUUGGAGCAAAGGGACUGGAAAGUACCUUUCUAAAGGGUGGUAGUGCGUUGACCGUGAAAACAAUAUAUGAAUCGUUAGCCAGUAGACUAUCUGGAAAGCUGCUGAGGGAGGCUGCCAAUUAUGAGAUAAAGAAAGAACUUGUUAAGCAGGGUGGGCGUUUGGCUGCUGGUAAUCUGGAAUCUAGAGCUGGCUUGCUUGCAGCUAGGCAGGGUUUGGCUCGCGCAGCAUCAAGAUAUGUUGGACUUAGGAGUGUCAUGACAUUUCUUGGACCGAUAAUGUGGGGGACUCUCUUGGCUGAUAUUGUGAUUCAAAUGCUGGGGACGGAUUAUGCUAGGAUUGUGCAGGCAAUCUAUGCAUUUGCUCAGAUUCGUCUGACUCGCACAAGUUACAUAGAACCUCAUGAAGAAUGACCAAGUGUGAUCUCGUUACUGGACUAGGCUAACUGCCAUUCUGAUCCCCUAGAUUAUUACCGUCCCAUAAUGUACAUUUUAACCAUGAAGAUCAUUACCUGCGGAUCCGGAUGCACUACUCCAUGGGACAACGAGGUUAGGCUUUCAGACUUUGGAGGAGCACUGCUGCUCACGGAAGUGCAUAGGACACAGAGUGACUACAAGACUCUGAUUCGCAGGGGAAGAGCACAACAGGAAUAGUUUGUGCUUCCUGAUAGGCUACUUCCUGAAUGUAAAGCUUAGCAGAAUUACCUAAUUGUGACAGUGGAAAUAUAGUAGUGUUUUAACCAAGAGCUCCACUGCACAAUGACCAUCUGGGCGACCUACUCUCUGAACGCGGAAGUUGUGACUGAAUUUACUUCCGCCUCA
Messenger RNA from Panicum hallii, 1671 nucleotides. RefSeq lists its product as uncharacterized. The transcript has 11 exons. The record is from RefSeq and is a predicted model, not a curated record. Lineage: Eukaryota; Viridiplantae; Streptophyta; Magnoliopsida; Poales; Poaceae. The coding region runs from base 109 to 1263 and encodes 384 amino acids.